ACACACCAACAUAUAUAGAAUGUCUCAAAAGAUUAGAUGACUUUUGCUCUCUUUGGAAACUAUCAAUUAACAGAGAUAAGACUAAAAUCAUGAUUUUCUCAAAACAUGGCAGGACAAGUAAGCAACAGCAAUCAACUUUCCGAACACAAGGGCACACAAUAGACAUCACUAAAUUUUAUACUUACUUAGGCAUAGAUAUCACCCCAUCAGGGUCAUUCUCACGGGCUACUAAACAGCUGCGACUAAAAGCUCUCAGGGCCUCCUUUAAACUCAAAUCCUUACUAGCAUCAAACCAUAACCCAUCAAUUUCCCUUGCCCUUGAUCUGUUCCAUAGUUUAGUCAAACCUAUAUUACUUUACUGUGCUGAGGUACUAGGGACAAACAUCCAAUGUAGAGACUUGAUCUUUAAUGGAGUACAGGAAUAUCCUGCUGAAAAUAUACGGGAAGGAAUUUAUAACAUCCUUUCUCCGAUAUUAGGUUCAAAUAUACAACUCCUAAAGGUUACACGAUUAGGAAAGAAGAACGAUGUGACAUCGCCUCGUCCUGUUCUAGUCCGGUUUAAGAGAUAUAGUGACAAAUUAAAUAUUCUAUAUCAAUCGGAAUUACUAUCGAAUCAAAAUAUUUUAUUGACACAUCCCAAAUUCUCAUAUGAAGUGUCUGAUCUAGAGCAUGUUCUUCUCAAUUACUGUAAAAUCCUACUUCAAGUUCCCAGAAGUUCCGUUAAUGCCGCCGUAAGGGGUGAACUCGGAACAUUUCCAUUAUACAUUGAAGCCCAAUCUCAACUUAUUAAAUAUUGGCUUAGACUACAAAACCUUCCAAACGAUAGAAUAGUUAAAAAAGCUUACGAUUUUGCUGUUGAACAAGAACAGGACUGGGCCGUACAUGUACAAGACAUAUUGUGCAGACACGGUUUCCAAAAUGUUUGGUUAAACCCUGCAGUUGACGCCAAACAUUUUGGAAACGUGUUCAAGGAACGUCUGAAAGACACGUUUGUUUCUGGCUGGAGGCAAGAGAUAAGAAAUUAUAGCAAAUUGCAAACCUAUUCUAAAUUCAAGACCAACUUCACUCUCGAAAAGUACCUUUCAUCAAUUCAAAAUAAAUCAUUUGUUGCUAACAUAACAAAAUUGCGAAUUAGUGCACAUUGUUUGGAGAUAGAAAAAGGUCGAUAUAAUAAUAUACCAGCCACUCAGAGACGCUGUCCUACUUGCAAUCAUGGUAUCGAAGACGAACUACACUUUCUAUUAUUAUGUCCCACAUAUACUGAGGAAAGGCAGAAGCUUAUGGACGUUAUCAACAAGACUACAAACAUAACAUUACCUAAGACAAGUUCAGAAACUUUCAAUUUACUUAUGUCAUGUCCUGAUGCAAUUUCCUUGUACAUAGGCCAAUACAUAUCUACUGCUUUUCAAAAAAGGAAUCGUAUUGACACAAACACUUGAUGUUAACUCUGUAUCGUGUACCACUAUGUUCUAGUAAUACCUGUUUCCCAUGAAUUAAUCCGCUCAGCUAAAGUAGCAUAGCGACUAGUCAUUUGUUACAUAGAACCCUCUUACCAUUGUUAUGUAUAAGCAACCACGUAGAUAUUAGUUUUGAUGUUCUGUACAUGUAUUACACCCGAACUUGCCAUACAUUGUACCCGUACAAUUGUUGCGCAA
Messenger RNA from Branchiostoma floridae (Florida lancelet), 1655 nucleotides. RefSeq lists its product as uncharacterized. The coding region runs from base 90 to 1439 and encodes 449 amino acids. Lineage: Eukaryota; Metazoa; Chordata; Leptocardii; Amphioxiformes; Branchiostomatidae. The transcript has 2 exons. The record is from RefSeq and is a predicted model, not a curated record.